CAGAUCUGGAGUUCCAGUAGGUCGUGCUCUAGUGUAACGCUAAUGAGUUCCAAAAUGGUGGCUUAUGGUGUCUCGCGAGCGUUACGUUCGGCGGCUUUUCCAGUCAAGGGUUUUAGCACUUAAAUCCUGAACAGGCUGCCAAACCUGUCGUAGAAGGGCAGAGAUCGUUCCUUAGCGGCCGCCUUCACCUGAGAAAUGAUUAAACUCGUAGCCGACAGCACGGAAGAGUCGCAUUCAGAUGAUAAAAAUAUUGGCAAAGUGGAACGGCCAGAGAACAGAGCGUCCACGCCAACCCAAGUGGACAGCAAAAGUGUGACAAGUGACGCUGCAGCGUCAAAGCCUGUGAAAGAACAGCAGGAACCGUGCUUCCACCGUAGUGCCCUGCUGCUUGCACACCGUGGAGGAGUUCAUGGCAGGCCACGAAGCCUUGCACUUCCGAGAGAGCUGGCCAUCAAUGUUGUGGCCAAAAACCCUCAGCAGCUGGGCACCCCUGGAAGCAGCAAGAGGGCGGGUCCUUCGAGGGCUUCCAUCUUGAAGCAGAAUUCGGCUCCCCUUAUCGUGGAUGAGAUAGAUGCUGCAGAGGAAACUGUGACAACAAGCUUCCCAAAUAAGGCUACAGGGAGCAGCAGGUCGGGACCACAGAUGUGUCCUGUCUGCAAAAAAAUAAUCAGCAGUGCCAGCAACUUGAGGCAGCACUACACCAUAUGUCACACGUCCUCCGAACGGCCCUUCCCAUGUGACAUGUGUCAGAAGCGUUUUAACACUGAGAGCAACCUCAGGCAGCACCGGCGAACACACACGGGUGAGCGCCCCUUCCCAUGCCCACAUUGUGACCGUUCUUUUGGCACAUCUACAAACUUGAGGCAGCACGAAAGAACUCAUACGGGUGAACGGCCUUUUGCCUGCUCUGAGUGCCCUCGUGCCUUCCAGACUUCCAGUAAUCUCCGGCAACACCUGCGGAUACACACCGGUGAACGACCUUUCCCAUGUCCCGAGUGUGGCAAGCGUUUUGGGUCAUCAGCAAACCUGAGGCAGCAUCGCAAGACGCAUGAUAAUCACCGGUUGGAACAGAACAGGCACGACCUUCUCGUGAAGAUGUCUGCAUGUGACCAGACUUCAAAGAAGGGCAGUGAGGAGGACCCUGCAGAGAGUGAAGACGAAGCACCUCGGCCAGAUACGGUCAUCCUGGUGGAGAUGGAUGAGAGGGACGAGUCCCCUAAUGGCACUGAGAUGAUUGUGGGCUACCAAAGUGUAGCCGAUGGAACUGGUUGACUGCUGUAGCGUGCAGCAUCGUGCAGCUGGAGUGCUUUUGGCAAGGUGUUGUGCUCAGUCUGAACAUAAUAUUGUGAAGAGUGUCGUUCACUAAUACAAUAACGACAUUGUAAAAAGAAAACAUGGAA
This is a messenger RNA of Dermacentor albipictus, 1400 nucleotides long. Its product is annotated as zinc finger protein 141-like. Lineage: Eukaryota; Metazoa; Arthropoda; Arachnida; Ixodida; Ixodidae. Gene Ontology annotation, biological process: regulation of DNA-templated transcription. Gene Ontology annotation, molecular function: DNA-binding transcription factor activity, RNA polymerase II-specific; RNA polymerase II cis-regulatory region sequence-specific DNA binding. The record is from RefSeq and is a predicted model, not a curated record.